Molecule: messenger RNA, 1266 nt
Organism: Malassezia pachydermatis
Lineage: Eukaryota; Fungi; Basidiomycota; Malasseziomycetes; Malasseziales; Malasseziaceae
Product: isocitrate dehydrogenase (nadp+)
Exons: 4
Coding region: 1-1266 (421 amino acids)
Biological process (GO): isocitrate metabolic process
Cellular component (GO): mitochondrion
Molecular function (GO): NAD binding; magnesium ion binding; isocitrate dehydrogenase (NADP+) activity
Source: RefSeq, a predicted model, not a curated record
AUGUCUGCUUCGAAGAUCAAGGUGGCCAACCCUGUGGUUGAGCUUGACGGUGAUGAGAUGACCCGUAUCAUCUGGAAGAAGAUCCGUGAGGAUCUGAUUCUUCCUUUCCUCGAUGUCGACCUGAAGUACUACGACUUGGGCAUCGAGCACCGUGAUGCUACCGAUGACAAGGUGACUGCCGAUGCCGCUGAGGCCAUUAAGAAGUACAAGGUCGGUGUCAAGUGCGCCACCAUCACGCCUGAUGAGGCUCGUGUGAAGGAGUUCAACCUUAAGAAGAUGUGGCUCUCGCCGAACGGUACGAUCCGCAACAUUCUCGGUGGUACCGUGUUCCGUGAGCCGAUUAUCCUCGAGAAGGUCCCGCGCCCGGUGCCUGGCUGGACCAAGCCGAUCUGCAUUGGUCGUCACGCUUUCGGUGACCAGUACCGCUGCCGGGACUUUGUUGUUCCUGGUAAGGGUAAGCUCACUAUCUCGUUCACGCCGGAGGACGCGAAUGCUGAGAAGAUCAGCAUCGACGUGUACGACUUCCCUGAGCACGGUGGUGUGGCCAUGGCCAUGUACAACACCACAGACUCGAUCGCUGGCUUUGCGCACGCCUGCUUCCGCAUGGCCAUUGACAAGAAGAUGCCGCUGUACAUGAGCACCAAGAACACGAUUCUGAAGGCCUACGACGGCAAGUUCAAGGAUAUCUUCCAGGAGCUGUACGACAACCAGUACAAGCCUGAGUUUGAGAAGCUCGGUAUCUGGUACGAGCACCGUCUUAUCGACGACAUGGUGGCCCAGGCCAUCAAGGGUGACGGUGGCUUCGUCUGGGCCUGCAAGAACUACGACGGUGACGUCCAGUCGGAUGUGCUUGCGCAGGGCUUUGGCUCGCUCGGUAUGAUGACCUCGGAGCUGAUCACGCCUGACGGUGACAUGAUCGAGAGCGAGGCUGCCCACGGCACUGUGACGCGUCACUACCGUGAGCACCAGAAGGGCAACGAGACCAGCACCAACUCGGUGGCCUCGAUCUACGCCUGGACUCGUGGUCUGAUCUUCCGUGGCAAGCUGGACGGCAACCAGGACCUGAUCACCUUUGCCAAGGCGCUCGAGGAGGCUUGUGUGCACAGCAUUGACGUGGACAACGUCAUGACCAAGGACCUGGCCCUCUCGAUUCACGGCAAGAACAUGAAGCGCUCGGACUACGUGAACACGUUCGAGUUCAUUGACCACGUCAAGAAGGUGCUGACGGACAAGCUCCAGGCCCAGGGCUUGUUCUCGCAUCUGUAA